This is a messenger RNA of Monoraphidium neglectum, 447 nucleotides long. RefSeq lists its product as hypothetical. Gene Ontology annotation, cellular component: membrane. The coding region runs from base 1 to 447 and encodes 148 amino acids. The record is from RefSeq and is a predicted model, not a curated record. The transcript has 2 exons. NCBI's taxonomy places the organism in Eukaryota, Viridiplantae, Chlorophyta, Chlorophyceae, Sphaeropleales, Selenastraceae.
AUGCCGCCGCUGAUGCUGGUCGUGGGCGUGCUGGCCGGCAUGCUUGGGCAGGGCGGCGGCGCGUUUGUGUUUCCUAUGCUGGUGGCCGACGGGCUGCACCCCCAGGUCGUCGCGGCCACGUCUAAGCUGGUGCUGACCGUCUCGAUGUGCGGCACAGCCCUCUCGUUCCUAAUCUCGGGCCGCCUGCACGUCCAGAUCGCGCUGGCCUACGCAGCUGUGAACGUGGCCGUCACGCCCUUCGGCAUCUGGGCGAUGGACAAGGUGGUGCGCCGCACCGGCCACCCGUCCCUGCUGACCGCACUGUCCCUCGUGCGGUUCGUGGCGAGCGUGGCCCUGCAGGCCGCGCUGGUGGCGGUGCCCGCGUUUGUCUCGCUCGCGCGCGACCGGCCGCCGCUGGCCGGCUUCCAUCCCGAGGCGCUCUGCGGCGCGCCGGCACGCGGGGCGUGA